CUGGAAAGAACAAGAAGAAGCUGCACCCUUCCUGGGUCUCCAGUUAGUUGAGCUUGACGACAACGAUUGCGGCACAAGCCGGGCCGGACGGGAUUGAAAAGCCGCUACAACAACACAACAUCGUAGAUCCGUUAUUUUGUCGGAAAUAAAAUUUGCAGCAUUAAGGUUGCUUUCCUUUGCAGCGAUCAGUAGUAUGUCUGUAGUUUUAGAAAAGAUACUCGACUAUCAUGAAGCAUAACUUUGUCCGAUAUGGUUAUUCCCGGAAUGAAGAAGACAGAAACAAAAUUGCCAUAUACUCCGAGCAAGGAUUCGCAACAUAUUUAUUUCAACAGAAUGGGGUUUUUUAGACAUCAUCAAUUUGCGUGUGAUCUCAACAUUCAUAUUCAUUAUAUUGCGGUACAAUAUCCCGGAGCGUGUCAAGAUGCAGCGAUCGAAGACUAUUGCCGAAUCUGGAGAAAUUAUGCUCUGCGCUUUCCUCAAUCUAGCACUGAAUUAAAGAAAUGCGCAGCCAACUAUCCGCAAAUAAAUAUUGCUGAAGCUAGAAGUAGGGACAGCGUUGUGCAGAUACAAACUCUAAAGGGACGCUCAUAUUGGUGUUCGUGA
Molecule: messenger RNA, 603 nt
Organism: Rhagoletis zephyria (snowberry fruit fly)
Lineage: Eukaryota; Metazoa; Arthropoda; Insecta; Diptera; Tephritidae
Source: RefSeq, a predicted model, not a curated record